Molecule: messenger RNA, 930 nt
Organism: Cyphomyrmex costatus
Lineage: Eukaryota; Metazoa; Arthropoda; Insecta; Hymenoptera; Formicidae
Exons: 1
Coding region: 1-930 (309 amino acids)
Source: RefSeq, a predicted model, not a curated record
AUGACCGACAUUCUGAACGUCAAGAACAAGCCGGUCUUCGACGAUCGCAUCGUCAAGAUCGAGACUCACACGUACAAUCCAUACGUGAACACGACGUUCGGACACAGCGACGAGAUACGAAUACCCAUACAGCAGCAGGAUCUGUACGCGUUACCCUGCGAAAGCUCGCUCUACGUCGAGGGAAGACUCACGUCGAAAGAGGAAAACGCGGACCCAAAGCCGCAGCUUGGGGUCAAUUGCAUGGCGUUCAUGUUUGAGGAAAUUCGCUACGAACUCAACGGCACUGAGAUCGAUCGUGGCAGAAACGUCGGAAUGGCUAGCCUCUUGAAGGGCUACGCAACGUUUUCUAGUGACUACGCGUAUCAUAUGGAGAAUGCAGGAUUUCCGCAUCCGGUUUUUGACAACGAUGUAAAAAGACUAGUAUCGAGCGAUGGAUACUUUAGUUUUUACGUGCCGUUGAACAUGCUGUUUGGCUUUUGCGAGGAUUACAAACGCGUGGUGAUCAACGCGCGUCACGAACUGAUUCUGAUACGAGCGCGCAAUGACACCAAUUGCGUCAAGGGAGAUCCAGCGGCCGAGCCGAAACUCGAACUGUUCAAGAUACAAUGGCGAAUGCCCCACGUCACGUUGAACGAAGUCAAUAAACUGUCCAUGUUGCGUAUCCUGGAGAACGGACGAUAUCUCAGUAUGAGUUUCCGUUCGUGGGAUCUGUACGAGUAUCCUCUGUUACCGAGCACGACCAAGCACUCGUGGGCUAUCAAGACUACGACUCAGCUCGAGAAGCCGCGAUACGUCAUCUUUGCUCUGCAGACCGAUAGAAAGAACAACAUGACAAAGUAUUCAAAUUACUUCGACAAUUGUAAACUAACCAACGUGAAACUCUAUCUGAAUUCCGACUUUUUCCCGUACGAUGAUCUAAAUCUAGAUUAG